CAACGCCUCUGUCUUUUCCGGUUAUACCGUAGCGUGUGUGAGGAUGAAGCAAAUUGUAACCAACCAGACUGUAAAAAUACCUGAGGGAUUGACUGUUACAGUUAAAUCCCGUUUGGUUACUGUUAAAGGACCUAGAGGUGUGCUAAAACGUUCUUUUAAACACCUUGCUCUUGAUAUCCGUAUGGUAAAUCCAAGGUUAUUAAAAGUUGAGAAAUGGUUUGGAACAAAGAAAGAAUUAGCAGCUGUUCGUACAGUUUGUUCUCAUAUUGAAAAUAUGUUGAAGGGAGUGACUAAAGGAUAUCAAUACAAAAUGCGAGCUGUGUUUGCUCACUUCCCCAUUAACUGUGUUAUUACUGAAAAUAAUACAGUUAUUGAAAUUCGUAACUUCUUAGGUGAAAAGUAUAUCCGCCGUGUAAAGAUGGCACCAGGAGUGACUGUUACAAAUUCAGCUAAACAAAAAGAGGAACUUAUAAUAGAAGGAAAUUCUUUAGAAGAUGUUUCUCGAUCUGCUGCUCUUAUACAACAAUCGACAACUGUAAAAAACAAGGAUAUUAGAAAGUUCUUGGAUGGUAUCUAUGUGUCUGAAAAAACUACAGUUGUACAAGAUGAUGAAUAAAUGUUAUUCACAAUGUGAA
Eufriesea mexicana is the source of this 635-nucleotide messenger RNA. It is a transcript of the gene RpL9, whose product is annotated as ribosomal protein L9. Bases 44 to 616 code for a protein of 190 amino acids. The record is from RefSeq and is a predicted model, not a curated record. The transcript is spliced from 4 exons. Lineage: Eukaryota; Metazoa; Arthropoda; Insecta; Hymenoptera; Apidae. Gene Ontology annotation, cellular component: cytosolic large ribosomal subunit; ribosome. Gene Ontology annotation, biological process: cytoplasmic translation. Gene Ontology annotation, molecular function: structural constituent of ribosome; rRNA binding.